Penicillium olsonii is the source of this 1770-nucleotide messenger RNA. NCBI's taxonomy places the organism in Eukaryota, Fungi, Ascomycota, Eurotiomycetes, Eurotiales, Aspergillaceae. The record is from the annotation of a GenBank genome assembly.
AUGGACGUCGUCACAGCAGCCUCGGGGUACAUCUCCAAGAUGGUCACCGUGGGGGAGGCGACUGCGGCAUCCAAGAUGAAGAUCCUCCUGUUGGACAGUGAGACGGUCCCAAUCGUCUCAACGGCAAUCACGCAGUCCGCUCUCCUCAAUCACGAGGUCUAUCUGAUCGACCGCCUGGACAAUGCCGCGCGCGAGAAGAUGCGCCAUCUGCGGUGCAUAUGCUUUGUACGACCAUCCCCUACCUCGAUCCAGUUCCUGAUCGACGAGCUACGCGAGCCGAAAUACGGCGAAUAUUAUAUCUUUCUGAGCAACAUUAUCCGGAAGUCCGCCCUCGAACGAUUGGCCGAAGCGGAUAGCCAUGAAGUCGUGCAGCUGGUACAAGAACAAUUUGCCGACUUCCUGGUCACCAACCCAGACCUUUGCUCGAUGGGCAUGGGCUUCCCCUUGCAGAGGAUAUGGAGCCACUCGCCCGACCUGUGGAAUCCGGACUCCCUGCAGAGAGCGACGGAAGGCGCGCUGGCGCUGCUACUGGCGUUGAAGAAGAACCCGCUCAUUCGAUACGAGAAGAACAGCUUGCUGGCCCGCAAGCUAGCCACCGAGGUCCGAUACCAUAUCACACAAGAGGAACAGCUGUUUAAUUUCCGCCGGACGGAUACACCGCCUAUCCUGCUUGUGCUCGACCGCCGCGACGAUCCCAUCACCCCACUGCUGACCCAGUGGACGUAUCAGGCAAUGGUCCACGAAAUGCUUGGCAUCAACAAUGGUCGUGUUGAUCUACAGGAUGUCCCCGAGAUCCGGCCCGAGCUGAAGGAGAUCGUCCUGGCUCAGGAUCAAGAUCCGUUUUUCAAGAAGAACAUGUACCAGAACUUCGGAGACCUGGGUCAGAAUAUUAAAGAAUAUGUGGAGCAGUAUCAGACAAAAACGCAGAGUACGGCGAAUAUCGAAUCCAUCACCGAUAUGAAACGCUUUGUGGAGGACUACCCGGAGUUCCGCAAGCUGGCCGGCAAUGUGAGCAAGCACGUUACCCUCGUCGGCGAACUCAGUCGGCAAGUCGGGGAGAACACCCUCCUCGACGUGAGUGAAUUAGAACAAAGUCUUGCAUGCAGUGAUAACCACUCCAAUGACCUCAAGUCCCUCCAACGAAUUAUCGGACUGCCCAAUGUGCAGGCAGACAACAAGCUGCGCUUAGUAGCCCUCUAUGCUCUUCGUUAUGAGAAACAACCCAACCACGCCCUACCUAUCCUCCUCGACCUGCUCGUGACAGCAGGCGACGUCCCCUCUAACCGCGUCAACCUAAUUCCCAAGCUCCUCACUUAUCACCAUUCUCUCCAAGCUCCCCCCGUUGCUGGGGGAUUCUCCGAUCUCUUUGAAUCAACCUCCUUCUUCUCUGGUGCGCGUGAUCGUUUCAAGGGCCUCAAGGGCGUCGAGAAUGUUUAUACCCAACAUUCCCCCCGGUUGGAAGUAACUAUUCAGAACCUGAUCAAAGGUCGCCUGAAAGAACUCCAAUAUCCCUUCUUGGAAGGCAGUGGGCACACGCGCGACAAGCCACAGGAUAUUAUCAUCUUCAUGGUUGGUGGUGUCACCUAUGAGGAGGCCAAGAUGGUUGCCCAGGUCAAUGCAAGCUCACCAGGUGUCCGGGUGGUCUUGAGCGGUACCUCAAUUCACAAUAGUACGACCUUCUUAGAGGAGGUCGAUGAUGCAGUGAGCAGUUGGCCGGAACCAGGACCCUCGACGGCUGCGGGACGGCUGCGACGGGAGGUUGGUCGUUAG